UGGCCGCAGCCGUCCCCGGCGCGCCUCGGGGUGGGCAGCCCGGCUGGCCCCCCCCCCCCCCCGCCCCGGUUUCCCCCAGGCACCGCGCCGGACCCUCUCCCCUUCUUUUCCCUCUCUGCCCGCCCGCAAGAUGCUGUUUUGGCACACGCAGCCGGAGCACUACAACCAGCACUCGACCGGCAGCUACCUGCGAGAUGUCCUUGCACUGCCGAUCUUCAAGCAGGAAGAACCGCAGCUGUCUCCUGAGAACGAUGCCAAACUGCCACCCUUUCAGUACGUCCUCUGCACAGCCACGUCACCUGCUGUGAAACUCCACGAAGAAACCCUGACCUACCUCAACCAAGGUCAGUCUUAUGAAAUCCGUCUACUUGAGAAUAGGAAAUUGGGAGAGUUUCAAGAUUUAAACACAAAAUAUGUAAAGAGCAUAAUUCGUGUAGUUUUCCAUGACCGACGCCUGCAGUACACAGAGCAUCAGCAGCUUGAGGGCUGGAGGUGGAGUCGGCCUGGGGACCGCAUCCUUGAUAUAGAUAUUCCACUGUCAGUUGGUAUCUUGGAUCCCAGGGCCAGCCCAACCCAGUUGAACACUGUUGAAUUUCUGUGGGAUCCAUCAAAGAGAGCCUCAGCAUUCAUUCAGGUACAUUGCAUCAGCACAGAAUUUACUCCACGGAAACAUGGAGGAGAGAAAGGGGUGCCCUUCCGGGUGCAAAUCGACACCUUUAAGCAGAAUGAAAAUGGUGAAUACACAGAACACUUGCAUUCUGCAAGCUGCCAGAUCAAAGUGUUCAAGCCUAAAGGAGCAGACAGAAAACAGAAGACUGACAGGGAAAAAAUGGAGAAGAAGACCACCCAAGAGAAGGAGAAGUAUCAGCCUUCCUAUGAGACAACUAUUCUCACAGAGUGCUCUCCCUGGCCAGAUGUGCCUUAUCAAAUGAACAAUGCUCCAUCUCCAAGCUACAACAGUUCACCCAACAGCUUCAACCUUGGAGAUGGCAACAGUUCUCCAACCCACCAAGUGGAGCUCCUGCCUCCCAGCAAUGAUCAUCUCCUUCCUUCUGCUUCUAUUCAAGAUGCCCAGCAGUGGCUUCAUCGUAAUAGGUUCUCUCCAUUCUGUAGACUCUUCUCAAGUUUUUCGGGUGCUGACUUACUGAAGAUGUCCAAAGAAGAUUUUGUUCAAAUCUGUGGCCCUGCUGAUGGAAUUCGGCUCUUUAAUGCAAUCAAAGGAAGAAAUGUAAGGCCCAAGAUGACAAUUUAUGUCUGUCAAGAACCAGAGCAAAACAGGUCCCAUCUCCACCAAAAACGAGAAAACGGAGAUGGCAGUCUUUGUGUAUAUCAUGCAAUCUUCUUGGAAGAAUUGACCACGCUGGAAUUAAUCGAGAAGAUUGCAAACUUGUACAGCAUUUCUCCACAGCAGAUAAAUCGAAUCUAUCGGCAGGGACCCACAGGAAUCCAUGUAUUAGUGAGCAAUGAGAUGGUGCAAAACUUCCAAGAUGAAUCUUGUUUUGUUAUCAGCACAUUAAAAGCUGAAAGCAAUGACGGCUACCACAUCAUUUUAAAAUGACCGUGCUGCACAGAAAGACUUUAACAGCCUAAAAUUUAGUGCCUCACUGAGAUUGCUACAACCUAGACUGGAAACAUGAAGAACCUUCUGGAUAAAAUGCUCCUAUGAACUAAGAAUUACCAAACAGCUUAAGGAAAAACUUGCUUUUACAGAUAUACAUUUUUGGUGGUGUGUAGUUUUGUUUUGGGUUUUUGUUUUUUUUUUUAAGCUGGAGCUGAGAACAUCCUCAAAGCUUGUACAUGUUUCUUCCUCCCUUCCCUUCCUCUUCAAUCUUAAAAAUUGUCGAGGUUUCUGCUUGUUACUUAGAAACAUCUGCCUUGUACUAAAGGGAAAUGAAAGAUAAACAAAAACCAAUUCUCUAGACCCCUCAUGGUUGGGUGAAUUGAUUUAUUUACUGUUCUGAGUGCUCUCUUGCUUUCAACACACCCCCUGUUGCUGAUGGACAUAGCCUCCCUGGGGCUUCUUUUUUACUCUUUGAGGUGGAAGGCUUGGGGCUACAUCCAAAAACAGACUGGGCAAUGCAGAGGAUGGAUUUGAUGCCCAGUCCUCACCCAGAGUAUCAAUCCUGGAAGCCCACUCUUAGCUGGUCUCCACCUGUAGAUGUGCUCAAAGUCCAGAGACUGUAGUCCCUCCUGACAGAACUUCUGUAAUACCCAUCCAAUAGAACAUUUUUGUGGGUUCAAGGGAGGACAGACAACCUGAGGCAAGCAGUUCAGUACCAUAUUGCAUCUUUAGCUUCAGGGUAGUCUCCCUGAUUGGAGUAUAUGAAGGUUUUCUGAGGAAAUGUUUUGAACACUGAAAGUUACAGAGCUCAUGACAAAUUCAUAGUAUGGAUUUAUUCUACUCUACAAAGGUUUGAUUAACUGGCAUCUUUACUGUAACUGGGAAUUAGGUUUUAUAAUCUUAAUGAUUUUUCUUCCUGUUACUUGCUAAAGUAACUAAAACUGAGUUUUGACUGAGUCCAGGUAACAGAUCAUCUUAGUUGCUGGUUCUUAUGUUCUUGCUAUUUCACUCUUGACUCCUGUUUCCAAUAUCUGAAGCUAUGGUCAACUCCACCCUCCCUUGGUCUUUUGGGAUGCCAUCCAGGCUCCACUGAGCUGAAAAAGUGGCUUCCACUGAUGUCAAAGGCAAACUGGAUCACACCCCUCUUGCAUGGAUGGAGUCAUUUCACUUUUGGCAGCUAGUUAAUAAGGCUGUUUCCCAAACCGAGUGUCCAUGUAGCAUCAAAUUCUGAUACUUGAACAUUGAAUUUCAUCCUGAAUUGAGAUGGAAAGCUGAAAUACCAAAAAUUUUCCUGGAAUAGAAAUUUUUCAAAAAAUGAGAAAUUGUCAGCUGGAAAAUGCUGAAUAAAAUGUUCUAGCCUUUUGAAAUGGAAACAUUUAAUUAAAUCCAUUUGGCCCUUAAAGCAGCAUCAGUUUGAGCUACUGUUGCAGACCUCAGAAAUUACCAUUCAAGUGCCUUGUGUGCCGUGUCUCCCUUGGGGCUGAGCUCUUUGGCUGGGUUACAGAUCCCAUGAUGCUCUUACUGUGGGUUAGUCAAAGGGGGAAUGCGUCAUGAAGGCUGGAGGGGUGCCCAGGAGCCCAGCCUUCUGGGAAAGAGGGGGACAUGGAGCCCAUGAAUUACAGCUCCCAGCUGACACUGGAGGAAUUCGGACAGACACGGACUGAUAUUUUUCUGACAAAAACGAUGUGUUUCAAGUUUUCCCAACAGAAAUAAGCAGCAAAAUAUUGGGAAAAGCAACCUUUUUUUCAUUAAAAGCAUCAAGUUUUGUGCAAAAAAACCCACCCAUCCCCACUGAAUUUUUUUACACCAAAAAUAAUACUAGAAUAGAAAAAUCGUGUUACAAUGGGAAAACCUUCAGCCAGCUCAGCUAAUUGAGUAACUGUGCCUACUUAGGCAUGAUCUUGCUCAAUUGGGUGUCCUGGAUGCUCCAUGAAUUGUAGUGUUUCUCCAAAAAGGAUGCCCAGUCUUUGGGUCAUGGCGAUUCCUCCCCCUGGAGUGAAGGAGUUUGAGGCUUCUUGGUUAAGGACCAGGUUGCGUAGGUGAGGAGGUUGUAAGUGGUCUCCUGACAGAGAGGGGAGGUCAGACAGAGAGGCCAGGGGGAGCUUUGGGGGAAGAAAUGCCUUUGCGGAGGAUGGGAAGUGCCAUCUUUUUGAGAGGAAGGUGACGCCAUGUCAAGCUUGACCCUGCCUUGGUGCCGGUGUCAUCUCCCUGGCUUUGCAGCCUGCCCUGUGCUGCCAUGCGCGUGGAGGGGGGCAGCUGGGGAGCCCCCGGCCCCGGGCACUGAGUCAUCCAGAUUGUGGCCAUGCAGUUACAGCUGCCUUCCAAAACAGGGAAUAAAUUCCAGCUGUUUUUGUGAGUAUGUGGGACCAACGUGCCCCUGCGUACCAGGAGUUGUUUGGUUCCUUUUGUAGAAAGUGCUUUGGAAGGUGUACAUUAGUUGUGCUUUUUCAUCCUGUUUUGUAAUACAGGCCCAAUGUAUGGCAUGGCUGUUGUUGCAUGCAAGUCAGAGAGGUGAAUCUGACCUGAUGAGAGGGGUUUAAAAAAGACCUUGGAGUUGCCAGGAGUGUAGCCUGUACCGUAUCCACUCACAUGUGAUAGCCCUGUAAUUCAGGGGACACAGCAAUACUGAAACAUAGCAGUGUGAAGAAAGGAUAGACGUAGCUUUGCACCCAGAGUUAGGGACUGAGAACUGUUUGCUUAUUUAAAAAAAUAUAACUUGUUCUUGAUUAUUUAAAAAAGAAAUCUUGCCCAUAAGGAAUUAUAUGCAAAAGUCCUCAUAGUGUUUCAGUAGCACUUGCUUGAUUAAUUUUGAACAAAAAUAACUCUCCAUUAGGGCCUUGUUAUGUUUAGAUUUUUUAAAAUAAAAUAAUUUUAUACUGAUAUGAGAGUGAAUUUGACAAUGUAUCUUGUUUUCUUUCCAUGCUGUAAGAAGGUAUACCAGAGUAAACAAUCCCAUAGAUUAUGAAUAUUGUCCUACUGGGUGGGCUCUACUGUUUUAUCUAUGUUAGCCUGUUUGUAAAGCUGUAUAACUUUAAUGUGUGUGUAAGGCCUACACUUACUUGGCAGAGUAGUUCUAGUCCUUGUUGAGCCUCUGUAGUCCCAGCAGAAAUUUGGAGGAUUGUGGUUAAGUAACAUACACACCCAUGAAGACACAGCACAGCUAGUUUGGUGUCUAAGAGAAUGUCAAGUUACUUCAGCUUAGAAUCAUAGAAUAUCUUGACUUGGAAGGGACUCAUAAGGAUCAUUGAGUCCAAAUCUCUGCUCCUCGCAGGACUACCUAAAACUAAACCAUAUGACUAAGAGCGUCAUCCAGAUGCUCCUUGAACUCUGACAGACUUGGUGCUGUGACCACUUCCCUGGGGAGCCUGUUCCAGUGCCUGACCGCUCUCUCAGUGAAGAACCUUUUCCUUAUGUCCAGUCUGAACUUGCCCUGACGCAGCUUCAUUCCACUCCCUCGUGUCCUAUCGCUGGUCACCAGAGAGAGGAGAUCAGCACCUCCCCCUCCACUGCCCACCUUGAGGAAGUUGUAGACUGCGAUGCGUCUCUGGGUGUUAGGAAAACGUGUUGCACCCUUUGCCCUUAUUGCAUGAUGCUGCGCAACCAGCCGGUUGUUGUACCUGGGCAAACUGGCCAUGAACGAUCGUGGCUGAGCGGCCAGUACAAGUGGUCGAGCAACGUUGGUGUGAGAUUGGACUGCUGAUGAACCUCCCCCUCUGCCUCCCAAAAACAUAAAAGCAAACCCUUGCCCUGUUGAAGUUGGCGAGUUUGUCCAUGCAGGAACCAAGCAAAGCCUUCAGGAUUUAUGUUAGUGGCUUAUGUGAGGAGUGAGAGAGACUUGUCUCACCUGUGCAAGUGGCAGGUAAUCUUAGACUGUCCCUGUGGUUACAAAGGGUCUGCCAUCCCUGGAGAGACUCGUUUGCCCUGUUUGAGGAUGUGACAGCCUCCAGAAGGAAGCUUUUGUUUCCUCAAGACUGGAGAAAGCACAAAUGAUUAGUCUGGGCUAGAUGUCUCAAUUCUAGAUAGGCUAAAGGCAAGGGAGAUGAGUAGCUCCCCCUCAUCUAAAUAUCCAAAAGGGUUUUGCAUUUGCUUUGCUCUUAAGUGCCUGUUACGUUUAUUCUUGCUUUUUUUUACUUUUUGUUGCUCCUAUUUCUUUUUUUAAAAGUAACAAAUGAAACCUCCUGGUCAAAGUGAUUUAAAUGAGACAUUUUUCAGCUCUAUAUGUGAAAUUUGUACAGCAGACCUUUAUAAGGUCUGGGGUUUAGGAUUACAAUGAAUAGUAUGGUAUCCCAAACGGUCCAGCUCUGAGGUUGUAUGUAUGAUGACAGCCACUAUGAGUAGAAGUGGGCUUGCUGGGGAUGAAAAGACAGAACCACUACGUGAUUAAAACCAGUAUGACUCCAGCCAGUACUGCAAAGUAUAAACCUGGGUUCUUGUCAGAUCUGUACUGGCUGUUUGAAAUUAUUUCAUAAAUUGCAGCAUUUUCUCUGACAACUGAGUAAGUUGAUACAGAUCGGGUAGUAUGACUCUGGUGAUGGUCUGAGAACUCAUAGAAAUGCCCAUGAUACACAACUGCAGGGCAGGGAAGGGGCAAAUAAUCUGGUGAUAGAAAUUUGUGCCAUCUGCCUGAGGUGGCAGGACUCAGCUGGCCCUGCUUGGUUAAUUGGCUAAAAUAGAAAUAAUAAUUCAAUCUGGAAAAUAUUGGAGUUCUCAUUGUCUUGGUGUGAAAUUUAAUGGGCUGAAGUUUCAAGACUUGGAUGUGGUAAAAGGAUUCUUGCAGUUCAGAAGUCCUGAAUGGCACUCUCCUUAUAAUGUAACAUAUACAUAUUUAUGCGUAUAUAUAUAUAUAUACACACAUACAUACUGUACUGUAUCAACACAUAUAUGUGCUGAGUACUUGUGUUCUUUGGCUUUAACUGGUACUCUGCUUUGUUUAAUUGCAAUUCAAUGUAAAAGACUCUGGUUGAUCAAGCUUCGAAACCCAGCCAUUCCUUGGGUAGAAAUAUAAAAGUCCAUAAUAGUGACUCUAGGUGAUUUGGACAUGGUACACUUGGAGUGAUGUAAAUUUGAUUAAUUUCUGCAAUGUAAAUCCCAGACCUUGGUGAAGAAGGGCAUAUUCUUGCACUAACACUGCAGUUCUAUAUUGCAGCUUCUGAAAAUUAGUUAAAGAGAAAUAGAUUGCCCAACGCUUUGUAAACUAGUAAGAGUUACUCCCUAAGCAGAACAACCAUACGAUGACUUUCCUAGCUCGAUGUUGUAUUGCUUAAGCAUUGGCUGUAAUUCUAACAAUCAUCUGGUGGAUGACUGGGACAGGGUGUUUUUUUUGUCUGUUUCUGGUUUUGUUUUUGACUGUUCUCAAAGAAAUGCUUGUAUUCAGACUAGCUUCUCUUUCUCCUCCAGUUAUGAAAUGGUUUAACUUUAUGGUACUAAUAGAAAUAUUUUCUUAAGAUUAUAAUCUGUUUGACAGCACAGGGUACUCAAAGCGGGGAGUAUUUGGCCUUGAUCAUCACUGCUGUGGGUGAAUAUGAGAAGGCAGACUGGAGGUGUAUCUUAACGUCCUUGCCUUUCUUUAACAAAUGGGUUAAGCUGGUGCCCAAUUCUUUGUCUAUUUCUGAUUUGUACCUUUUUUUUUUGCCAGUCCCACAAAAUUCUUCUGCUCCCUGCGGGGGGGACGCAUUGGUGAUCAGCUGGUGUGUCUAAAUUUUUUCGGUAGCCUGCUGUUGUCCCAGUUUGCUUGGGGUGAGUGUUUAUCUUUCAGAGGGCUAGGGGAGUUACCUCUCUUCACUGACAAUGCAGCCAUUCAAGACAGGCGAUGCCGAUUACGAAGUCGGUGUGAUAGGCGAGGGCAAGUGGAGGUGGGUCGAUUGGAGGCUGAGGCGUACCAGUUGUGAGUAAAUACUGCCACACUCUUUGUCUUUUCAUUUGUUGGUUUUUGGUUUUUUUUGUACAUGAAUAAAUAAAUAAAUAAAAAGCAUAUUUUGCACUGGCUCUUGUACUGUUGUGCAGAAGAAAUCUGUAUCUAGAAUCUGUGCUCCAGUCAAAAUGCAAAUAAACCUGUUUGUAAGAA
This is a messenger RNA of Aquila chrysaetos chrysaetos, 7625 nucleotides long. RefSeq names its product transcription factor CP2 like 1 (gene TFCP2L1). Gene Ontology annotation, biological process: regulation of transcription by RNA polymerase II. NCBI's taxonomy places the organism in Eukaryota, Metazoa, Chordata, Aves, Accipitriformes, Accipitridae. The record is from RefSeq and is a predicted model, not a curated record. Bases 131 to 1558 code for a protein of 475 amino acids. The transcript has 15 exons. Gene Ontology annotation, cellular component: nucleus. Gene Ontology annotation, molecular function: RNA polymerase II cis-regulatory region sequence-specific DNA binding; DNA-binding transcription activator activity, RNA polymerase II-specific.